This is a messenger RNA of Lodderomyces jiufengensis, 2505 nucleotides long. Its product is annotated as putative ATPase. NCBI's taxonomy places the organism in Eukaryota, Fungi, Ascomycota, Pichiomycetes, Serinales, Debaryomycetaceae. The record is from RefSeq and is a predicted model, not a curated record. The coding region runs from base 1 to 2505 and encodes 834 amino acids. The transcript has a single exon. Gene Ontology annotation, molecular function: ATP-dependent chromatin remodeler activity; DNA binding; ATP binding. Gene Ontology annotation, cellular component: nucleus.
AUGACUACAACAGCAAUUGAAAUAAUAUCAUCUGAUGAUGAAAAUAAUAAUGAUACAACAGCAAUUGAAAUUAUAUCAUCUGAUAAUGAAAUUAAUAAUGAUACAACAGCAAAUACAACUGAUGGUAAUUUGGAAGAAUUAAUUAAAAAUCAACAAAGAGAAGAUUCAUCAUCUAACAGUCAUGAACAAGAAGAAUUCACAAAUUUAUCGAAAUCAGAGAAAUUCACCAGAUUAAAUAAUUUAAUUGAAAAAUCUCAAAUUUAUUCUCAAAUAAUUGCAGAUAAUAUUCUUCAGUCAAGUUUAAAACAAAAGCAAGAGAAGCAAAAUAAUAAAACUCCCUCACCUUUAAAGAAGAAAAGAAAAGCAAAUGAUUUCACUAAAAAAUCAGAGAUAAGUGAUGAUACAACUUCAGCAAGAGCGGCUCUUGAAAAAGCUCAAACAACACAUUCAAUAUCUCAACCUGACUUGGUUUCAGGUGGUCAAUUAAAAGAUUAUCAAUUAGAUGGUUUGGAGUGGUUAGUAACUUUAUACCAAAAUGGAUUAAAUGGUAUAUUAGCUGAUGAGAUGGGUUUAGGUAAAACUUUACAAUGUAUUACAUUCCUUGCUUAUUUAAUUGAAAAUGGAAUUAAUGGGCCGUUUUUGAUAGUUGUCCCACUAUCAACUUUAGCCAAUUGGUACAAUGAGAUUAAAAGAUUUACCCCCGACGUAAAUGUGCUUAUGUAUUCUGGUAUAAAACAAGAAAGAGCUAAUAUAAAUUUAGAAAAUUACAAGAACCAUAUUGUAUUAACCUCAUAUGAAAUUUCAAUUAAAGAUUUUAAAAAAUUUUCAAGUAUUUCUUGGGAAUAUUUAAUUGUUGAUGAAGGUCAUAGAUUGAAGAAUAGUCAAUGUUUAUUGAUUAGAUUUUUGAAAAAAUUGCAAGUAAAUAAUAGAUUGUUAUUAACAGGUACUCCAUUACAAAAUAACUUAAAUGAAUUAUGGUCGUUACUUAAUUUCAUUUUACCUGAUAUAUUUCAUGAUUUAGAAUUAUUUCAGCAAUGGUUUAAUUUUGAUCAAUUAACAAAUUUUGAACAAGAUGAAGAAGAUGAAAAAACCAAAAAAUUAAUGAAAUUAAAUAUUCAAGAAACAUUAAUUAAAAAUUUGCAUACUAUUUUAAAACCAUUUAUAUUAAGACGUUUAAAAAAAGACGUUAUCAAAGAUUUACCUGCGAAAAAGGAAUACUUGAUUCAUAUUCCUUUAAGUGAUUUGCAAAAGAAAAUAUACCGUGAUGCUUUAAAUUAUAAUUUACAACAAGGUUUAAUAGAAUCAAAUUUAAAAGAAUUUAUUGAGUAUAAUCAUAAAAAGUUGUUUGAAAACUAUGAUAUUGACGAAUUUUUGAAAAAUGUAAAUAAACUAAAACCAAAAGAUAGAAAACAAGUAGUACAUUAUCAAGAAGCAUUAAGUGAUGACGAAUUUAUAGAAGAAGAUGAAGAAUCUUCAUAUUUCAAUGACAACUCGAAACCAAAAUUAAGCUAUGAAGAAACUCUCAAACAGUUAAAAAAGAUAUCAAAAACAAAGGAUAAACAAGAGUUUUUAAUUAUUAACCUAUAUCAACAAAUCAUUAAUCAUAUAAAGCAUUUGAAAUUACAGUCAUUGAAAUUAAUUCAAUUGAGAAGUAUUUGUAAUUCUCCAUAUCUAUAUUAUGAACCAUUUCCUGUUGAUGGAUCCAAGGACAAGGAAUUUAUUGGAAAAUUAUUGGAAAACCUGUGUAAAAUUAAUGCAUUGAGUCAAAUUUUACCUCAAUUAAUUAAAAAUGGUAAUAAAUGUCUUAUUUUUUGUCAAUUUACAAAGAUUAUGGAUCUAAUUCAGGAUUGGUUAGUUUCAGAGAAUAUUGAUGUAUGUAGAUUAGAUGGUUCAACAUCACAAGUGGAUAGACAAAAACAAAUUAUUGCAUUCAAUGAAGAAGGUUCACCUUUCAAUGUAUUUUUAUUAUCAACAAGAGCAGGUGGAUUAGGUAUAAAUUUAACAGCAGCAGAUACAGUUAUAUUAUUUGAUAGUGAUUGGAAUCCUCAAAUGGAUUUACAAGCAAUUGAUAGAGUUCAUAGAAUUGGUCAAACUAAACCAGUAAAAAUUUAUAGAUUUGUUGUUAGAAAUUCAAUUGAAGAAAUUUUAAUUACAAAAGCAAGUUCAAAAAGAUUUUUGGAGAAAUUGGUUAUUCAAAUGGGUGAAUUUAAAUUUAAUAAGUUGAAAAAAGCUUUUAAUAAAAACGGUGAGGGAGAUGAUAAUAAGGAUGAUGACGAUGAAGAGAAUAUGAGUGUCAGUGAAUUAUUAGAAUUGAGUAAACAUAAUUUUUUACAAAAUGAUAAAUCAAAUGAUGAUACUGUACUGAAUUUGAACAAUAAUGGACUUUUUUUUAAUAAACGUGAAAUGAAGGAAUUGUUAGAUAGAUCAAAAAAGUGUUAUACAAAAACUGAUGAUGAAAAAUUUGAUAAUAUUACAGUUUUUGAAACUACUGUUAUGGAUAAUUGA